Messenger RNA from Synchiropus splendidus (mandarinfish), 1947 nucleotides. RefSeq names its product pleckstrin homology domain containing, family B (evectins) member 2 (gene plekhb2). The record is from RefSeq and is a predicted model, not a curated record. Gene Ontology annotation, biological process: regulation of cell differentiation. Gene Ontology annotation, cellular component: membrane. The coding region runs from base 131 to 808 and encodes 225 amino acids. The transcript is spliced from 8 exons. NCBI's taxonomy places the organism in Eukaryota, Metazoa, Chordata, Actinopteri, Syngnathiformes, Callionymidae.
CCCAAAGUACAGUCGGGCGGGGCUUAGUUGCAAUAAUAAACUCAGAGGCUCUGGCGAGGUCCCUAUUCGCUCACUGUUUUGUCAAGAUUGGACCUUCGUGACCACCAAAGACUAAGUCGAAGUCUAAGAUAUGGCUCUGGUGAAGAGUGGCUGGCUGCAUCGACAAAGCAGAAUCUUGCGCCGGUGGAAGAGGAACUGGUUCGACUUGUGGGCUGAUGGCCAACUUGUCUUCUACAAUGAUCAAAACAGACGUGACAUGGAGGACGACCUGCACAUGAAAGUUGACUGCAUCAACAUCCGCAGUUCUGCAGCAUGUCAAGAGCUGAACCCACCAGACGGGAAGAUGCGUGACGCUUUGCUGCAGAUUGUUUGCCGAGAUGGACGUGUCAUCAGUCUGUGUGCUGACAGUUCAGAUGAUGCUCUGGCCUGGACCAUGGCCCUCCAGGAUGCAAGGAUUAAUGCUGUGGUGGCUCCUCCUCAGAUGGGCUUUGCGCAGGAAGUGAUGGCCUCAGCUCCUCCUCCGUACUAUGAGUACGCUCCCUCACCUCAGCAGGUUUACGCUCCAGGACCAUACGGAGAAUACGUGCCAGUUCCUCCUCAGCCCACUCAGAUCAUGUACACUGCUGAUGGGCAGCCCUACGCUGUCGCCAAUCCGUAUCAAUACCAGGCAGGUGGCUAUCCUGUUUCUAGUGCGAACCACGUUGUCAUUCACGAGCGCAGGCGUGGUGACGGAGAACAUAUAGCCAUGGGGAUGCUGACGGGGGCGGCCACAGGUCUGGCCCUUGGCUCUCUGUUUUCAGUCUUUUAAAGCCCUGUGUGCACCAGUAGAACACUGUCUUUUAUUUAUGCACCUUUUAACUUCCUCUCUGUGCAGUCAUACCAGAGUAAAAUUGUGUCAGGUACUUGCAGCUAUAGAGCAUGACUGAAGAGCAGGUGACUCACUUCCUGUCUUAGAAACGAGUAAAUAUACAAUAUGCUUUAUAUAUAAAUGAGCACUUUCUCACUUUGUGAAUAUGAAUGUUCUUCCUCCAAAAAAUCUUGUAAGAGAUUAACAUUGUUCAUUUCAGGUCUCAUUUCAUUUCACCUCAGUAUUGUUUUUUUCCUAUGUUAUUUUUAGCGGUUUUUACUGUACCUAGUUAUUUAAAUGUGGGGCGUCAAUUGUUUGUUCAACAUUUCUUGACAUUGUGUUUUAGUUAUUUGUGGUGCUCAAACAAAAAGCUCAUGCCCCCAUUUACCCAUGGCUCGAAGAUGUGUUGACAAUGCACUAAAUGCAAGUGCACAGUUUAGAUUGGGGUUAAUCAAACUCGCACUGGAUCUGGUCAAAGUUUCAGAGUGAAAACCCUCAUCACAUAACCAAGACCAAAUCAGAGUCUCUACCUACUGGUACCCAUUAUUGUGAAAUCCAGUGCGAGUCGGCUCUCGACCGCAUAGGUAUGUCAUUUUUGUGUCUGGAAAUCAAAAUGCAAUUGGGUGCCUUGACCAUGUGAUGAUGUUUAUCCCAUGAUAUCCAAUGACAAAAGUCGCAACGAGGUGGCCGUGUGUAAUGGGGGCCAAAGAGCUUCUGAGCAAAGCUGCACAAGCUCAGUUCAGUUCAGUUGUGCAUGCAAAUCUAGCUUUUGGUCACUGGCAGCUCAUGAGUCAAACGUUUCAUUUGAUCUGGUUUCUUUUGCUGGUUCACAUAUGUUCACCAUGUUUUUCUUCAAAGUUUCCUUUACAAUGUUAUGGGACUGCUUAGCUUUAGUAAUCAUGGAGAAGUGAUGCAAGUCAUAAAGUGUGUGAUCAAUAAUAUUUUUUCUAUACAAUGCUAAAAGAUGUGAAGAUAAACAGAAGUCUGGUUUUAUUCUCUUAACAGAUUAAAUAUAUGUUGCACUUAACAGCAAAUGUACACAUCCAAAGCGUAUUUUAACAAAUAAAUAUAGUGACCCAAAGAUUGUUGACUCUUGGUUU